Messenger RNA from Raphanus sativus (radish), 1429 nucleotides. RefSeq names its product FBD-associated F-box protein At4g10400-like. The transcript has 3 exons. The record is from RefSeq and is a predicted model, not a curated record. NCBI's taxonomy places the organism in Eukaryota, Viridiplantae, Streptophyta, Magnoliopsida, Brassicales, Brassicaceae. The coding region runs from base 84 to 1352 and encodes 422 amino acids. Gene Ontology annotation, molecular function: protein binding.
ACAAUAAGGAACUCACCAUCCACCAAUCUAGCUUUUUCUAGGGUUUUGGACGGUAGCAGUAUCUUGAGAGUUUGUAGAGAGACAUGGACCUAAUGAAUAGGUUAACAGAUGACUUGCUGGUCAAGAUAUUAUCGUUUCUCCCCACAAAAGUUGCAAUCUCCACCAGCAUCUUGUCUAAACGAUGGGAGUGUCUUUGGAUGUGGUUACCAAAACUCGAGUAUAUUAGCAGAUGUUUUGAAUGCAAGGGUUUCAAGUCCGAAUACGAGAGUUCACUACGGUGUUUUCUUGACAGAAGCAUACCAUUACAUAGAGCUUCGGUCAUCGAAAGCCUCCGCCUCGAUUUAGCUUAUUCAGGUUGUAAAGCUGAAGAUAUCAAACUGUGGAUUGUAAUCGCAGUUUCUCGCUUCUUACGCGAGCUUGAAGUUUGUUAUCUUGAUCAUCUGGACAAGAACAACAUAUUACCAAGUAGCUUGUACGCCUCUAAAUCUCUAGUGACUUUGAAACUUAGCGGCAACAUUCGCUUGGAUGUUCCUCGUAUGGUUGGUCUUCCCUCUCUGAAAACUUUGCAACUUCGACAUCUGAAGCUCUUAGAUGGACAAUCUUUUCGAAAGCUCCUAUCUAUCUGUCCUGUUCUUGAAAAUCUGUCGGUCAUGCUCUAUGGUGGUUAUGUCAAUAUGGGAAAGAUCACGGUUAUCAUCCCCUCUUUGCUAAGUUUAUCACUAGAAAUACCUUCUACUGGUCUUCAAUAUGGUCUUGUAGAUGGUUUAGUGAUAGAUACCCCGUCUUUGAAGUAUUUGAAGCUUGAGGAUUAUGAUAAUAAUAAUCACUCUUGUCUUAUUGAGGAUAUGCCUCAGGUGGAGGAGGCAUAUCUAGAUGUUAAGUGUCCUGAUAUUGAGAGACUUAUAGGAUCAAUCACAUCCGUCAAGCGGCUUACCUUAUCUUUGGAGGCUAUAUAUCAUGGCAGGUUUGUUUUCGACCAGCUUGAGCAUUUGGAGCUAUGCGUAAGCACUGAUUGUGCGUCUAGUCUCCUUGUCCGGUUACUCGAAGAUUCUCCUAACUUACGAGAGCUAGACCUCUAUGAAAUGGAUCAUAAAAAGGGUUAUAUGGCUUCGUGGAAUCAACCGGACACUGUUCCCAAAUGUAUUAUGUCGAGUUUGCAAACUUUCAGCUGGUCAGGGUACUGUGGAAUACCACAAGACAAAGAUAUUGUGGUUUACAUCUUGACAAAUGCUUGUCAAUUGAAGACUGCAACAAUCUCGUCUGACGAUAUUUAUACUCCAAAGUAUGAGAUGAUAAAGGAGUUGUCACUUUCCUACCGAGCAUCGGCCACAUGCCGACUCGUAUUUGAUUAAGGAUCUUUUUAUUUUUUAGAUUGUUUUCGUUUAGAGUUAUUCUUGGGUUCACCAACCAAUAGAAACUUGUUAUCUUA